Menidia menidia (Atlantic silverside) is the source of this 3737-nucleotide messenger RNA. NCBI's taxonomy places the organism in Eukaryota, Metazoa, Chordata, Actinopteri, Atheriniformes, Atherinopsidae. The record is from the annotation of a GenBank genome assembly.
CUGCUGCCGAACGUCCACAAUUUUAACCGUGAUGUUGCGACGGAAAAAACACGGUUCCGGCGCGCGUCGUAUUUCCAACAUUCUGGGGAGCGCCUGAAGGCGGCACGGGGCUCUCAUCCAGCGCAUCACGGUGACGUCCUGUGCGCAUCCAGUCCGUGGAUGUCCUUACAGCUGUUCCCGCAGGUCCGUGGACGCGAUCGCUGCUCCCCGUGAAAGGGCGUUUUUUAUUUUUGGGAAACCUGGAACGGCAUCAUGCAGAAGAGCGCAGUGGUCGUUGUGGCGGAUAAAACGAGUCUAAAGAGGCCGUUCAUUUUUGCGAACGCCGUUCAUAUGGCGCUGUGCUUCUUCAUGCUGAGGAUGACUGUGGUCUGGCACAGAGACCUCAUACAAACCGGAAAAAUGGUGUCCAGUGUUUCUGUGGUGAUGAUGUAUGUCAUAGAGGUGGGCUGCCUGCUGCUGUCAGUACUCGGAGUGUUUGGAGCCUGCAAAGGAAAGAGAUGGUGUCUGAUUUUGUACGCAGCCGGGAUGGCAGCAGCCAGUCAGACCAUCAUCAUUCGAACAGCACUGAGUUACCAAGAUGUUUACGAGAAACGAGUCGUCCGGGAGGAGUCCAAGCUGCUGGCCAUGAUGCCACUCAGUGGAACAAGCAAAGCCAACAGGACACUACUGUACAGCAUUCAAGAAGAAUUUGAAUGCUGCGGUCUUAUCGAAGGCUACAAAGACUGGGGCUCUUCCAUCCCUCCCUCCUGUAACUGUAAUUAUCCAGGAAAAUGUAUUCGCCUAAGGGGCAGUGCAACACUUGGGGCUCCGAAGAACCAGUAUGUUUAUCGAGAGCCUUGCCUGCCAAUUUAUGUUUCCGAGCUGAAGUUGGCGUUCUCCUUGGUGAUGGGGAUACAGUUUGGAAGUGGGGUGUUCUGGAUUGUUUUACUUGUCAUGAGUGUGAAGCUGAUGGGCCAGAUAAAAAGGAAACAGGAGUUCCUGGCUCUUCUCCAGUCAAACAGAUACGUUCCUGGUGCUUUCUAGGACAAAGUUACUAUUUCAGUUUUAAUAUACUCUUGAAAUUACUAUCAAGCAUACCUGGUUUGCACAUAAUGCUGUAUACUAUAACCUGACUAUUUUGUGCUGUAGCAAUACAUGUUAUGAUUUUCUUCAUGUUAAUGCAUGGAACUGGUGUUUUAGAGUAAUCUACAUGCAUAAAUCAAUGUCAAAUUAAUCUAUGGAGCCUUACUGCUGUAAAAAAAAAAGCAAUUUAGUUCAAUUUACCAGUAUUUAAAUAAUAAUAAUCACACUUUCACAUGCUUUUCUCACAUCUGAAAUUGUGCCCCUGGUAAAUUUUUGCCAAAUAGUUUGUUUUCUAUAAUCAAUUGGCAAUUUUGUCUAGGAUCUUUUUACUGGGGGCCAAGCAGGGAAUCUCUUUAACGUGUUUAUCUUCUUAUGUGAGUUUCCCUUUCUUAUCUGGGUUCAUGGUGUAUUACAGUCCCUACAGCUGUAUGCUAAAGCAUCUAAAGUAUAACUGUGCGUGUGAUGAUUUAAAUAUUCUCCUGAUAAUAAGCUAUUGAUGGAUUACUGUCCGAUUCCUUGCAUUCAGAUAUCUGUUUUGAUCAUUGUAGCUUCAAAAUGGAUUUCAGGAAAAAGUAUACAAGUCUUCACAGGUCCAUGUUCUUUCCCACUUCUGUCUUCACACAUUUGCACAGAUUAUGCUAAUAUGCUAAAACCAGGCUGACAAAUGUCAUGCCUCAAUAAGCAGUAAUAAAAUACCAAAUAAACAAAAAACUUACUAUCAACUUUGGUCAGUUAAAAGUGAAAAAAAAAAGCCCAAAAAGUGUCACUAAAAUAAAAACGCUUUUCCACUGGACCCUCACUCUAAUUUAAGAGAGCACAAUCACAUUCUGCAUCAUUUGACCUCAAGAGGAGACACUCCAUUUUACAAAAUAUGUUUAAUGCCUUUUAAUGUGUGUCUGAUGUUCAAAGCUAAGGCCAUCAGUUGUGCGAGCCUAAUUGAAAUAAUGGAUCUAAAGAUUGGCUUUGGACUAUUGAAAGUAUAUUAGUGGCUUCAUAACAAAUAGUAAGAUAUUAAUGUUGUGUUGAUGAUAUACUUAUUGGUAAUGGGAUAUGAUCUAAUCUUAUAAAACAUGAUGCAAUUUAAGUUCAUUUGAUUUUUUUAACCAGUUAUUAAUUGUUUUUAGUUAAAUUUUUCCCAAAUAACAGUUGUAAAAAUGUAAUUGAUAUAAGGAUAAAGCACAUAUUCAGUUACAAUUGACUGAAACCAACAAACAGGAAGUGCGGUCAGUAGUUACCAACAUCAUAAUUGUAGAGAACACAUUUUUCUUGUCACUGAUGAAUAUGUUGAACUCGUUCAGAUCCAGAAUCCUAAACAACUGCUUGGCCUCCUUCAUUGCUGCUCACUCUGCUGCGUAGAUUCAGCAUUUUCAUAUCUCUUUUCUUCAUUCAUUCUGUCACAUCUACACGAGUUACAUGGGUUGUGUUGAUCGUGAAAGCCGUCCACUUAUAGUGAAAUGACCAAAACAUAUGGACAUCCACUUAUACUUCUGGAUAUCUUGUACUGGUUCGGUUCGAGAUAUCCAGGUAAGUGAUUACAGAUGCCCAAAAAAAGAUCUUCUUCCAUGUGUCAGUCAUUGCUUGAGUGUCAAUGCAGCUAAAAAAGCACUAAUUAAAACCUAAUCAUCCUCAGAUAGUCGUUAAGGUCUCAAGAUUUUGUAUCGGAUAAAGAAUAAUGCUUUUUCUUCCCCCGCACAUGAUGUUUACACACAUCAAACCAAAGCCUUCUCACACUGACUGGUCAGUAUUACAACGACAAACCGAAUUCAUCGAACAGUGUUCUAACUUUUUUUUGUUUUUUGAGUUCAAGGGUUGUACAUAUGGUACCAGAAAUCUCAUAGCUGUGUCCAAGUUCGUCAGUUCAUAGGUUUUUAGCUGAACUUGACAUUUUGACUUGCGUUUGACCUUUGUCGUAAGCACAUGCUGAAUUUUCAGCAAUAGAGACACAACUGACCUUUGAAAAACAUUAACAUUUACGUUCACACCUUUCUUCAACAGUGUUUACAGAGUGCUUCUGUUGUACUAUAACCGUCUAUCAAGAAAUGUAUAUUCUGUGUUAUUAAUCAGGUUAGACAAAGGAAUGAGUCACACUCAUUGUGACGAGAGAAUGUCUUAAUUCCUUGUUAUGCACAUUGUAUAUUUCAAAAUGUCAUGCGCUCAGUUUUUUCUAAAAGCACAGUUAAGAAGUAAACAGUAUGCAUCGUUUCCCUGUGGAGAAAAAGGGAGUUGUUUCUGUUGCACAUCCAGUAGACAUGCAGUAACGAGCAUAAUUUAUUUUUGAUUUGACCAUUUGGAAAAAAAUGUUGGCAACUGCAAAGAGGUGGAGAGAGGCUCUGGUUGGAAAACGAAUCAUCGAUAUUCCUGCAGAGACUGUAAUGUUCCAGCUGAUGCCCCUCUCACCGAAGAAGCCUUUAUGCCACACCACUUCUAUUACGACUUGCUGCAUGAACUGCCUGCAGUUCAGAUCUCUCCUUGGCACAUAUACUGUCAAAUGAAUCUCAUCUGGAAAAGCAGAUCCAAUGUCUACUUGUGCACUUUAACCGUUUAUGCCUGAUAAACAGUAUGUUCUUGCAAAAUAUGGUGUUUUUAUUUCUGUCGCAUAUUGUUUUUUAAUUUUAUUUAUGGAGUGAUCUUCAUGUAAUAUUUUGUAAAUAGCAGGAAUAAAAAUGUGAUUAUUG